Echinops telfairi (small Madagascar hedgehog) is the source of this 1299-nucleotide messenger RNA. RefSeq names its product alcohol dehydrogenase 1-like. Gene Ontology annotation, cellular component: cytosol. The coding region runs from base 41 to 1168 and encodes 375 amino acids. The transcript has 9 exons. The record is from RefSeq and is a predicted model, not a curated record. Lineage: Eukaryota; Metazoa; Chordata; Mammalia; Afrosoricida; Tenrecidae. Gene Ontology annotation, molecular function: all-trans-retinol dehydrogenase (NAD+) activity; zinc ion binding. Gene Ontology annotation, biological process: retinoic acid metabolic process; retinol metabolic process.
GUUAGAACUAUAAGACCCAAAAGAAACCAGACGAUUCAUCAUGGACACUUCUGGCAAAACAAUUACAUGCCAAGCAGCUAUUGCCUGGGCAGCAAAUUCACCCCUUUCACUUGAGGAAGUUCACGUUGAUCCGCCAAAGGCUGGGGAAGUUCGCAUUAAGCUGACGUCUUCGGGGAUCUGCGGCACUGAUAAUCAUGUGCUGAAAGGGGAAGUGGAGGUGAAGUUUCCUUUAAUCCCGGGCCAUGAAGGAGCGGGGAUUGUGGAGAGUGUCGGUGAAGGAGUGAGCACGGUGAAACCAGGAGACAAAGUCCUCACAAUCGUUAUCCCACAGUGCAGAGAAUGCAGCUCCUGCUUGCACCCCAGAGGCAACUUCUGCAAGAAGCAAGAUGUUCUACCCACUUCUGGACUCAUGAUGGAUGGGACCAGCAGAUUUACCUGCAAAGGAAAAAGGAUUUAUCACUCUUUCCGCACAAGCACUUUCACUGAAUACACUGUUGUGCCUGAGAUUGGAGUGGCAAAAAUUGAUGAUGAGGCUCCUAUGGAUAAAGUGUGUGUCAUGAGCUGUGAGGUGCCUACAGGUUAUGGUGCUGCUGUUCAUUCCACCAAGGUCACCCCUGGCUCCACCUGCGUGAUCUAUGGACUUGGAGGAAUCGGCUCAGCCGUUGUCAUAGGAUGCAAAGCGUCUGGAGCUUCGAGGAUCAUUGGGGUUGACAUCAAUGAGGAAAAAUUUCCCCGGGCAAAAGCCCUAGGGGUCACUGAUUGUAUCAACCCUCGGAAACUCAAGAUGCCCGUCCAAGAUGCGGUGGUGGAAAUGACAGGCUUUGGCGUUGAUUUUGCCUUUGAGGCCGUCGGACGCCCCGAGACGAUGGUUGCUGCUUGGAAUUCCUGCCAUGUGAGCUAUGGUGUCUGUGUGAUAAUUGGGUUGGCUCCAACCAACAGUUAUCUUUCCCUCGAAGCACCGGAAAUUAUCACUGGACGAAUAAUGAAGGGGGCAUGUUUAGGAGAUUAUAAAACCAGAGAUGAUAUUCCUCAACUAGUAACUGAUUACCUGAAAAAUAAAAUUAACAUAGAUCCAUUAAUUACCCAUCAACUGCCUUUUAAUCAAAUCCACAAAGCCAUGGACUUGUAUAAUGCUGGAAAAGUCAUCCGCUGUGUUCUGCUGUUCUGAGAUCCAGAUGAUCAGAGGAGCAAGGGUGAUGUCUUGUUUACUGUUCUGCCUCCCUGAAAAUCUUAGUGCAGGUGGAAGAAAUAUCAGAGAUGAAAAUAAAGUGGGAUUGAGAAAAGUAAAAUAAGUGCGUC